Molecule: messenger RNA, 2759 nt
Organism: Ailuropoda melanoleuca (giant panda)
Lineage: Eukaryota; Metazoa; Chordata; Mammalia; Carnivora; Ursidae
Gene: TCIRG1
Product: T cell immune regulator 1, ATPase H+ transporting V0 subunit a3
Exons: 21
Coding region: 199-2685 (828 amino acids)
Biological process (GO): proton transmembrane transport; vacuolar acidification
Cellular component (GO): vacuolar proton-transporting V-type ATPase, V0 domain; vacuolar proton-transporting V-type ATPase complex; plasma membrane
Molecular function (GO): proton-transporting ATPase activity, rotational mechanism; ATPase binding
Source: RefSeq, a predicted model, not a curated record
GUCCCGCCCCUUGCGGUCCCGCCCCUUGCGGCCCCGCCCGCCGGGGAAAGUGAGUUGCGUGGGCGCCGCGGCCCGGAGCGCAGAGCCGGGAGCCAGAGCUAAGCGGCGCCGCGUGCGGCGGACCCGGGGGUCCUGUCUCUCCUGGGGGUGGCCAAGUCCCAUUUACCCAAAAAGGAAGUGGAAGCCCAGAGAAGGACCAUGGGCUCCAUGUUCCGGAGCGAGGAGGUGGCGCUGGUGCAGCUCUUCCUGCCCACGUCUGCAGCCUACACCUGUGUGAGCCAGCUGGGCGAGCUGGGUCUCGUGGAGUUCAGAGACCUCAAUGCCUCGGUGAGCGCCUUCCAGAGACGCUUUGUGGGGGACGUUCGGCGCUGCGAAGAGCUGGAGAAAACCUUCACGUUCCUGCAGGAGGAGGUGCGGCGGGCUGGGCUGGCGCUGCACCCACCCGAGGGGAGGCUGCUGGCACCCCCACCCCGUGACCUGCUGCGCAUCCAGGAGGAGACAGAUCGCCUGGCCCGGGAGCUCCGGGAUGUGCGGGGCAACCAGCAGUCCCUGCGGGCCCAGCUGCACCAGCUGCAGCUGCACUCGGCCGUGCUGGGCCGGGGCCACCGCCUCCCGUUGGCAGCCACCCCCACAGAUGGGCUCUUGGAAAGAACCCCCCUUCUCCAGCCCCCGGGGGGGCCCCACCAGGACCUGAGAGUCAACUUCGUGGCAGGUGCUGUGGAGCCCGCCAAGGCCGCCGCCCUGGAACGCCUGCUCUGGAGGGCCUGCCGCGGCUUCCUUAUCGCCAGCUUCAGGGAGACGGAGCAGCCGCUGGAGGACCCCGUGACGGGUGAGCCUGCCACGUGGAUGACCUUCCUCAUCUCCUACUGGGGCGAGCAGAUAGGGCAGAAGAUCCGCAAGAUCACGGACUGCUUCCACUGCCACGUGUUCCCGUUCGUGGAGCAGGAGGAAGGCCGCCUGGGGACCCUGCAGCAGCUGCAGCAGCAGAGCCAGGAGCUGCAGGAGGUCCUGGGGGAGACGGAGCGCUUCCUGAGCCAGGUGCUGGGCCGGGUGCAGCGGCUGCUGCCACCCUGGCAGGUGCAGAUCCGCAAGAUGAAGGCCGUGUACCUGGUCCUCAACCAGUGUAGCGUGAGCGCCACGCACAAGUGCCUCAUUGCCGAGGGCUGGUGCGCCACGAGCGACCUGCCCACCCUGCAGCAAGUGCUGCAGGACAGCUCGAGCGAGGCCGGUGUGAGCGCUGUGGUUCACCGCAUCCCCUGCCGGGACAUGCCCCCCACACUCAUCCGCACCAACCGCUUCACGGCCAGCUUCCAAGGCAUCGUGGACGCCUACGGCGUGGGCCGCUACCAGGAGGUCAACCCUGCUCCCUACACCAUCAUCACCUUCCCCUUCCUCUUCGCCGUCAUGUUCGGCGACGUGGGCCACGGGCUGCUCAUGUUCCUCUUCGCCCUGGCCAUGGUGCUCGCGGAGAACCGGCCGGCCGUGAAGACGGCGCAGAAUGAGAUCUGGCGGACCUUCUUCAGUGGCCGCUACCUGCUGCUGCUCAUGGGGCUGUUCUCCGUCUACACCGGCUUCAUCUACAACGAGUGUUUCAGCCGCGCCACGACCAUCUUCCCCUCGGGCUGGAGCGUAGCGGCCAUGGCCACCCAGUCCGGCUGGAGCGACGCAUUCCUGGCCGAGCACCCGCUGCUCACCCUGGACCCCGCAGUCAGCGGUGUCUUCCUGGGACCCUACCCCUUCGGCAUUGACCCCGUCUGGAGCCUGGCCGUCAACCACCUGAGCUUCCUCAACUCCUUCAAGAUGAAGAUGUCCGUCAUCCUUGGGGUCACCCACAUGACCUUCGGGGUGGUCCUGGGAGUCUUCAACCACGUGCACUUCGGCCAGUGGCACCGGCUGCUCCUGGAGACCCUGCCCGAGCUGGUCUUCCUCCUGGGGCUGUUUGGCUACCUCGUCUUCCUGGUCGUCUACAAGUGGCUGUUCAUCUCCGCCACCGGCCCGGCGCCCAGCAUCCUUAUCCACUUCAUCAACAUGUUCCUCUUCUCCCGCAGCCGCACCAACCCGCCGCUCUUCACCGGGCAGGAGGUGGUGCAGUCCGCACUGGUGGUCGUGGCCCUGGCCGCGGUGCCCGUCCUGCUGCUCGGCACACCCUUGUUCCUACGCUGGCAGCACCGCCGCCGCUCGCCGAGGCCCGCUGGCCGCCCGCUGGAUGAGGACAAGUCCGGGAUUCUGGACUCCUCCGACGCCUCCGUGGCCGGCUGGGGCUCUGAUGAGGAGAAAGCAGGGUGCCCGGGGGACCAAGAGGAGGCCGAGUUUGUCCUGUCCGAGGUGCUCAUGCACCAGGCCAUCCACACCAUCGAGUUCUGCCUGGGCUGCAUCUCCAACACGGCCUCCUACCUGCGCCUCUGGGCCCUGAGCUUGGCCCACGCCCAGCUGUCGGAGGUUCUGUGGGCCAUGGUGAUGCGCGAGGGCCUGCGCAUGGGCCGUGAGCUGGGCGUGGCGGCCGUGGUGCUGGUCCCCAUCUUCGCCGCCUUCGCCGUGUUGACCGUGGCCAUCCUGUUGGUGAUGGAGGGGCUCUCGGCCUUCCUGCACGCACUGCGGUUGCACUGGGUGGAGUUCCAGAACAAGUUCUAUUUGGGCAGUGGCUAUAAGCUGAGCCCCUUCACCUUCGCUGAGGAGGAGGACUAGCGCCUACCUGUGGCCACACUCAGGUCCCUGCCCUUACCUACGGAGAUGAGAAAUAAAGAUGGACUAGGAAUUGU